AUGCCGUCGGCCAUGUCAAGUUCUUUGGCAGGUCGAGCUCCGGCUGUCCUCCGACAUGGUCGCCGAGUCCCUACAGCUCUGACCGGUCGCAACUUCACCCUCGCCGCCUCCAACGGCCUGGCCAGAGCCCAACUCCAGAACAGCAGUGCUAAGCUGCUUCAGAAGCGCCUCUUUACCGCGAGCGCACUUCGUCCCAGUGCCGCGCAAUCUGCGCCGAAUCCCAAGGCUUAUCUUGAGAGCGGUGUGAUCAAGCCCUCCGCUGGUGUCGAUGUCAAGAAGGUGCUCGUUAUUGGCAGUGGUGGUCUCGCCAUUGGCCAGGCCGGAGAGUUUGACUACUCAGGAUCACAAGCUCUGAAGGCUCUGAAGGAGGCCGGCGUCAAGUCUGUCCUCAUUAACCCGAACAUUGCCACCAUCCAGACCAACCACUCGCUCGCCGAUGAGGUUUACUAUCUCCCCGUCACACCGGAGUACGUGACGUAUGUCAUCGAGAAGGAGAAGCCCGAUGGUAUCUUCCUCUCUUUCGGUGGCCAGACCGCCCUGAACUUGGGUGUCCAGAUGCAGCGCCUGGGUCUCUUUGAGAAGUAUGGCGUCAAGGUUCUCGGAACCAGCGUCAAGACCCUCGAGACCAGUGAGGAUCGUGACCUUUUCGCCAAAGCCCUCGGCGAGAUCGACAUCCCUAUCGCCAAGUCCAUCGCCGUCGGCACUAUCGAGGAGGCCCUCGACGCUGCCGAGAAGGUCGGAUACCCCAUUAUUGUUCGUGCCGCCUACGCGCUCGGUGGCUUGGGUUCUGGCUUCGCAAACAACGAGGAGGAGCUUCGCAACAUGGCUGCCCGCUCCCUCACCCUCUCCCCCCAGAUUCUGGUUGAGAAGUCUUUGAAGGGCUGGAAGGAAGUCGAGUACGAAGUUGUCCGUGACGCAAACAACAACUGCAUCACUGUUUGCAACAUGGAGAACUUCGACCCCUUGGGAAUUCACACCGGAGACAGUAUUGUCGUUGCUCCUAGUCAGACUCUGAGCGAUGAGGAGUACCACAUGCUGCGAUCUGCCGCCAUCAAGAUUGUCCGUCAUCUUGGUGUUGUCGGAGAGUGCAACGUCCAAUACGCGCUCCAGCCCGACGGCCUUGACUACCGUGUCAUUGAGGUUAACGCUCGUCUUUCUCGCUCUUCUGCUUUGGCUUCCAAGGCCACCGGAUACCCCCUUGCGUACACUGCUGCCAAGAUCGGCCUGGGCCACAGCCUCCCCGAGCUCCCCAACGCGGUCACCAAGACCACGACUGCCAACUUUGAGCCUUCCCUUGACUACAUCGUCACCAAGAUCCCCCGCUGGGAUCUUUCCAAGUUCCAGCACGUCAAGCGCGACAUUGGCAGUGCCAUGAAGUCUGUCGGUGAGGUCAUGGCAAUUGGUAGAACUUUCGAAGAGUCUUUCCAAAAGGCUAUCCGUCAGGUCGACCCCAAGUUUGUCGGCUUCCAGGGCGACAAGUUCGAGGACUUGGACUUCGAGCUCCAGAACCCUACUGACCGCCGCUGGCUCGCCGUUGGUCAGGCCAUGCUCCACGAGAACUACUCAGUAGAGAAAGUUCACGACCUGACCAAGAUUGACAAGUGGUUCUUGUACAAGUUGCAGAACCUUGUCGACUGCCAGCACGAGCUUGAGGCCGCUGGUGGUCUGGAGAACCUGAAGAAGGACCAGAUCACCAAGGCCAAGAAGCUUGGUUUCUCUGAUCGCCAGAUUGCUCUUGCCACUGGAAGCACUGAGGACGCUGCUCGCGCUGCUCGUCUUGCCUUCGGUAUUCGCCCCUGGGUCAAAAAGAUCGAUACUCUCGCUGCCGAGUUCCCCGCCGACACCAACUACCUGUACACCACUUACAACGCCUCCUCCCACGACGUCACCUUCGAGGACAAGGGAACCAUCGUUCUUGGUAGCGGUGUCUACCGUAUCGGUAGCUCCGUCGAAUUCGACUGGUGCGCUGUGAGCGCUACCCAGGCUCUGCGCCAGAUGGGCCACAAGACCGUGAUGAUCAACUUCAACCCCGAGACCUACAGCACGGACUUCGAUACCGCUGACAAGCUUUACUUCGAGGAGUUGAGCUACGAGCGUGUGAUGGAUAUCUACGAGCUCGAAAGUGCUUCGGGUGUCGUUGUGUCUGUCGGUGGCCAGCUGCCCCAGAACAUCGCCCUCCGUCUGCAGGAGACCGGCGGAGCCAAGGUUCUUGGCACUGACCCCAAGGAUAUCGACAAGGCCGAGGAUAGACAGAAGUUCUCUGAGAUUCUCGACAGCAUCGGAAUCGAUCAGCCCGCGUGGAAGGAGCUCACCUCCGUCGAGGAGGCUGAGACCUUCGCUGACCAGGUCGGCUACCCUGUCCUUGUCCGUCCCUCAUACGUCCUGUCCGGUGCCGCCAUGACUGUCAUCCGCAGCCAGGAGGACCUGAAGGAGAAGCUUGAGGCUGCGGCCAACGUCUCCCCCGACCACCCCGUCGUCAUCAGCAAGUUCAUUGAGGGCGCUGAGGAGAUCGACGUUGAUGGUGUCGCGUCUGAGGGCAAGGUGAUCCUCCACGCUGUCAGUGAGCACGUUGAGCAGGCUGGUGUCCACUCUGGAGAUGCUACCCUGGACAUCGCUGAGCGUGUCGCCAAGGCGUGGCGCAUCACCGGUCCCUUCAACAUGCAGAUCAUCAAGGCCGAGAACCCCGAGGGCGGCGAGCCUCUGCUGAAGGUCAUCGAGUGCAACCUGCGUGCCUCCCGUUCCUUCCCCUUCGUCAGCAAGGUCCUGGGCACCAACUUCAUCGAUGCCGCCACCAAGGCUCUCGUCGGCCAGGACGUCCCCAAGCCCGUCGACCUCAUGGCCGUCAAGCGCGACUACCUCGCCACCAAGGUGCCCCAGUUCUCCUGGACCCGUCUCGCCGGCGCCGACCCCUUCCUUGGCGUCGAGAUGGCCUCCACCGGUGAGAUUGCCUGCUUCGGCAAGGACCUCGUCGAGGCCUACUGGACCUCUCUGCAGUCGACCAUGAACUUCCGCAUGCCCGAGCCCGGUGAAGGUCUCCUCUUCGGCGGCCAGCUGAACAAGGAGUGGCUCCCCACUGUCGUCAACUACCUCGCCCCCAUGGGCUACAAGCUCUUCGCCGCCGACACCGAGGUCAAGGAGUUCAUCGAGUCCAGCGCAAAGGGCAAGGUCUCUGUCGAGGUCAUUGAGUUCCCCAAGGAGGACAAGCGCGCUCUUCGCGAGGUCUUCCAAAAGUACGACAUCCGCGGUGUCUUCAACCUAGCCCAGGCCCGUGGCAAGACCGUCAUGGACGUCGACUACGUCAUGCGCCGCAACGCCGUCGACUUUGGCGUCCCUCUCUUCAUGGAGCCCAAGACUGCCAUGCUCUUCGCCCAAUGCAUGAGCGAGAGGCUCCCCCGCAAGGAGGGUAUCCCCUCCGAAGUCCGCCCCUGGUCCAACUUCCUCGGCGGCAAGCCCUUGUAA
Molecule: messenger RNA, 3459 nt
Organism: Colletotrichum phormii
Lineage: Eukaryota; Fungi; Ascomycota; Sordariomycetes; Glomerellales; Glomerellaceae
Product: carbamoyl-phosphate synthase
Exons: 5
Coding region: 1-3459 (1152 amino acids)
Cellular component (GO): cytoplasm
Molecular function (GO): metal ion binding; ATP binding; carbamoyl-phosphate synthase (glutamine-hydrolyzing) activity
Source: RefSeq, a predicted model, not a curated record